Molecule: messenger RNA, 1572 nt
Organism: Rhipicephalus sanguineus (brown dog tick)
Lineage: Eukaryota; Metazoa; Arthropoda; Arachnida; Ixodida; Ixodidae
Exons: 1
Coding region: 48-1529 (493 amino acids)
Source: RefSeq, a predicted model, not a curated record
UUCGCGGCUGUGCCACUACACAGCCCGCUAACCCGUUCAUCCUGAUCAUGCAGGUUUUUGCCCGCAUCAUCGCCGGCCUGCUCGUGCCUACCUUUUUGACAGCCUCGUCUGCCAGUUCGGGGAACUUCGUGCCUGCUACCAACGGAAGCGAACCUUGCGUUCGCCUCCUCCCUGUCGCCCAUGCUUCAGGACAUUCGGCAGCGCCCCCACCCCUGCUGUGGAUCAUCGAAAGCAAUCCAGCUGCCCUAUCGCCAUCGACAACAUCUUAUGCGCAGCCUAUAAAGCAGCAACCACCGUCCACCGCGCACUGUGGGCUUCGCGGCUGUGCCACUACACAGCCCGCUAACCCGUUCAUCCUGAUCAUGCAGGUUUUUGCCCGCAUCAUCGCCGGCCUGCUCGUACCUACCUUUUUGACAGCCUCGUCUGCCAGUUCUGGGAACUUCGUGCCUGCUACCAACGGAAGCGAACCUUGCGUUCGCCUCCUCCCUGUCGCCCAUGCUUCAGGACAUUCAGCAGCGCCCCCACCCCUGCUGUGGAUCAUCGAAAGCAAUCCAGCUGCCCUAUCGCCGUCGACAACAUCUUAUGCGCAGCCUAUAAAGCAGCAACCACCGUCCACUGCGCACUGUGGGCUUCGCGGCUGUGCCACUACACAGCCCGCUAACCCGUUCAUCCUGAUCAUGCAGGUUAGUAGUUCGUAUCAAGCACCUACUAAAAAAUCAAGUGAUUACUUUUUGGUGCAGCUGCCAAGCCCACAGUGCUGCCUUUUACUUAUUUCUGAAUGUAUCGAUGUCAUACGCGCCUUGCUACUGCUAUCGGGGGAUGUAGAGACAAACCCCGGCCCUGACAAAGUCGUCCUCGACGAACUGAGAAAGUUGUCUGCCGGCCAGGCCACACUAAUAUCUGAGAUGCAGAGCCUCAAAACCCAGCUAACAAGCACAACCAACACUAUCGCUAAUCUAAGCACCCGCCUCACAGACUUAGAAAAUCAUUGCCAAAAUCUUCUAGCUCUCCGAACAGAAGUAGACGCCCUUAACUCUAAGACCGGCCAACUAACCCAUCGUAUGUGUGACAUUGAAGAGCGCCUUGACGACCUCGAGAACCGCUCCCGACGCAACAACUUGAUAUUCUACGGUUUUCCUGACACCAACCCGAAGGAAACAUACGCUCAAUCGGAACAAAUAAUCAUUGACCACUGUCUUAAAAGCUUUGGUCUUACAGUCGUGACUAAAGACAUAGAGCGUGCGCAUCGUCUAGGACGUUACAGCACUAACCGGAAACGACCCAUUAUCGUUAAGCUUUCAUCUUUCAAAACUAAAGAAUCUAUCCUUUCGAACGGCCCAAAACUAAAAGGCACAAACCUCAGCAUUGGCGAAGACUUCACGCGUCCAGUUCGAACUGCACGGAAACAACUUGUUACCUUUGCUAGGAGCAAAUCCGUGCCAUUUUCAUUACGCUUCAAAACCCUGCACAUUGGAGGCCAGCGAUAUAUUUUUGACAGUGCGGCAGGAAUUGUCAGAGCCGUAUCGUAGGGAUCAUGUCGCCGUCAGCAAGCACGCCAUCAGCCCCGUACAA